Molecule: messenger RNA, 651 nt
Organism: Clonostachys byssicola
Lineage: Eukaryota; Fungi; Ascomycota; Sordariomycetes; Hypocreales; Bionectriaceae
Source: the annotation of a GenBank genome assembly
AUGCCUCAGUACGGGACCUUUGUCCCUCCAUACUACGUUCCCGAUCUCCCGAACAGUGAAGAGCUAUCAGACGCCAGCGUGGUUUGGGGCAUGUCCUUGUCCCUAACGCUCUUCGCCUUCAUCCGCUGCUUCUCACAGACGUACGCCCAAUGGAGGCGGAUCCGGAAGGUGAACCUCUACAUGGUGCUGAUCUGGCUCGAGCUGUGGUCCAGCACGAUAAUUGGUGUCAUCUAUUUUGCAUACAUGCGCGGGCAUAUACCACCCAGUGUUAACAUGAGCGUACAAUGCAUCUAUCAAAUCAUCCUCAACCGAGCCGGCCUCAUCGCCGACAAUGCCGCCACUGUGCGCCGCUUGAAAUGGGCCGUGUUUGGCUUCAUCGUCCUCAUUAAUAUUGCGGUCGCUUGCAUCUGGAUACCAGCCCAGCUCCAGAUAUCGCCACGAUACAUCCGAAUCAACGACAUCUGGGACCGUACGGAAAAGGUCAUGCUCGCCAUUAUCGACGUGUGCCUGAACCUCUACUUCGUCUAUCUUGUGCGGUCGACACUUAUCGCGCGUGGGCUAUCGAGAUAUGUGACUCUCUAUCGUGUAAACAUCUUCAUGAUUUCAAUCUCAAUGACCAUGGAUGUGGGUUGCCUUGCCAGAGACAGCUGA